Messenger RNA from Malassezia sympodialis ATCC 42132, 1212 nucleotides. It is a transcript of the gene SER1, whose product is annotated as O-phospho-L-serine:2-oxoglutarate transaminase. Gene Ontology annotation, molecular function: pyridoxal phosphate binding; O-phospho-L-serine:2-oxoglutarate transaminase activity. Gene Ontology annotation, cellular component: cytoplasm. Gene Ontology annotation, biological process: L-serine biosynthetic process. NCBI's taxonomy places the organism in Eukaryota, Fungi, Basidiomycota, Malasseziomycetes, Malasseziales, Malasseziaceae. The record is from RefSeq and is a predicted model, not a curated record.
AUGAACACGGACGCACGCGCGCAGACGGUAAACCUGGGCGCCGGACCCUCAAUGUUGCCGACAGAUAUAUUGAUGGAAGCAGCACAAGGGCUUCUUGAUUAUGGUGAAACUGGAAUUGGUGUCACUGAGCUGAGUCACCGCUCUAGCACAUUCAAAGACCUAAUCGAGCAGGCGGAGAACGAUCUGCGUGCUUUGCUAGAUAUCCCGACUGAAUAUGCUGUCCUCUUUCUGCAGGGUGGUGGAACUGAGCAGUUUAGUGCCACACUGCUCAAUAUGCUAGCAGCCCACGCUGCGAAGCAGAACGGCCAAGGCGCACCACCGCCCGUGGACUAUGUUAUUUCGGGGACAUGGUCCAACAAAGCCUAUAAAGAAGCACGCCGUCUUUAUGACCCCGUACGCCAAGUCGUAGACUUGAGGAAGAAUAUUGGAGAUCCUAGCCAGCCCAUUCCUGAACCUAGCGAGUGGAAUUUGAGCAGCAUCGAUGAAAAUCCUGCGAUGCUGUAUUACUGCGACAAUGAAACCAUCGAUGGUUUUGAAUUCCCUCAAGAAUUUUUUCAGCGUCUUCCGGAAGAGUACCGUCAACGAGUUCCUAUUGUGGCUGACUGCUCGUCGAACAUUCUGAGUCGGCCUAUUGACAUUCGGUCCCACGCAGUUGUAUUUUUCGGUGCGCAGAAAAAUGUCGGACCCAGUGGCGUCACGAUUGUGGUAGUGCGACGUGACCUAGUCGUGGAUCCAGAUAUGGUUCAGCAGUCCUACUUCCCUCGCAUUCCCUCGACUCUUGUUUACAAGAAUGCCAUGGACAACGGCUCCCUGUACAAUACACCAUCCAUUUUUCCCAUCUACGUGAGUGGACUUGGCUUUCGGAAAUUAAUAAACGAAGGGGGCGUGGUUCGUGCUCAGGAGCGCGCUAGUGCAAGAUCAAAGCUGGUUUAUGAUAAAUUGGAGCAACAUCCGACCGUUUUCAGGGCUACAGUGGCCCACGCCGACUUUCGCAGCAAAAUGAACUUAACUUUCCGUAUCUUGGAUGCUAAAACAGGCGAGCCAUCAGAGACUGAAGAAGCGCGUUUUGUCAAGUUCUGCGAUGAAAACAAAGUCGUACAGGUCAAGGGACAUCGCUCUGUUGGCGGUAUUCGCAUAAGUUUGUACAAUGCAUCGACACUGGAAAUGGCACAGAAGGUGGUGUCACUAAUGGAACAGUUUAUUAAGGCAUAG